UCCUAAUUCACUGUGUUCUCGUGCACCCUCUCUAACAUAACUUACUUCCAAACAGACAAAAAUGGAAAGGGAUUUCCACCCAAGAAAAAAAACUGUUAACCCAAAAGCAAACAAUUGAGUCUUCAACACGCAUAUUUACCACCCAAUCUUUGUCCUUAUCUUCUUUAAAAAAAAUAAAAAAUUAAUGAAUUUCACGCCAAAGUGUUUUAAAUUUCGAUUACUCACCCAUCUGUCGAAUCCAUUAGUCUGCUUUGAACUUCCAAAAGGUCUCGUGUUCGAGUCUCUGAAAAUGGCCACGCAAAUCCAGAUUGGCGGUGGAGGACAAGGUGAUUCAGUGGCUGCACAGAAAUCGGAGGCCACGAAGAAAUUCAAGAAAAUAAAGAAGUUGAAGAUGAUUUUAAUCACCGCCAGCACAGCAGCGGUUUUAGGAUUUCUGCUGUUUGAGACGGUAAAACCGCCGCCUUUGCGCUUCCUGUGGAUCAUUUGCGGCAGCUCCCGCUCCAUGUUCAUUCUUUUAAACUUCAUUAUUCUUGUUCUGAACAUCAAUUCUGGAAUGCUAACUGCUCAAAAUCAAAGCUUCGAUAUAUACGCAGAGUAUUUCAAGAAAAGCGCGGAGAACAGGGCAAAGUAUGAGCUUUUCACGGAUUACACCGGCCAGAGAGGUGACGGUGCCGCCAGGAAGUAUGAGCGCAGCAGGUCGGAGAAGAUAAAGGCGGCGAGCGUGAGGAAAUUUAAACGCUCGGAUUCCGCCAUUAGCCGUACAUGUCAAGACCGGCUUCAAUCUCCUUCGACUGGAAUUGUCUCUGAUGAAGAACUGAACAAGCGUGUGGAGGAUUUUAUUGCUAAUUUUAACAGGCAGCUGCGCCUCCAGAGGGAACAAUCUUUGUCCAGUUGAAUGUACGCCGGGUCGCUUUAUAAAUCUUUGCUUUCUUGUAAAAAUAUGUGAGCAAUUUGCGAAGGUAAAUGUUGUAUAGCGAAUUUACGUCAGGUCGCUUUAGAAAUCUUUGCUUUCUUGUAAAAGUAUGUGAGCUAUUUGCGAAGGUAAAUGUUGUACAUGCAUUAGCGAUUUAGAUCUAGUCUGAGCUCUGUUUUUCAUGUAAAAUCCCCUGAUUUCGUGUCUUGCUGUAAAGCCUGAGAAACACAAGGUUUUCUGUGUAAAUCUUCUGUACAUUCAACUGCAAAUCAAUUCAGAUUUUCUGUA
Molecule: messenger RNA, 1201 nt
Organism: Cryptomeria japonica (Japanese cedar)
Lineage: Eukaryota; Viridiplantae; Streptophyta; Pinopsida; Cupressales; Cupressaceae
Exons: 1
Coding region: 185-895 (236 amino acids)
Source: RefSeq, a predicted model, not a curated record